AAAACUAAUUUUCCCAACUUAUAACACCCCCAAAAAUUGCUUUUAUUCUAUAUAGGACAAUGCAUGAGAUCUUUGAGUUGAGUUGGAGAUUUGUACUAAGGUAAAAUAAAAGUAUAGACAUCUUUUUAUUAUUAUAUUUAGUCUAAAUAUGAUUUUGGGAAAGGUUUCCCCACGUGUAGACACACACAAAAUGUAUCUUACCUUUCUUAAUGAUGCUUUGAAGCUUCAAUAAUGUGUUUGCUGAUUGGCAGGGAAUAUAAUCAGUGCACACAUGCAUAAUUCAUGAAAUGUAUACAGUAUAUUUAUGUGAAACAAGAUCUGGUAUUUUGAACAUUUGGUGAUCUUUACCUCAAGAUGGCAGCAGAGAGACUUAUUCAUUAUGUAGUAACAUGCAACAUUGAGUUAUCACUUCAUCAGGCAUGCCACUGGUCAUUGUGUUGAGGAAAAUCAUUACUUUAUUACUGACUGUAGCACAUUUGCUAUCAAUCAGUGUGAAUGGCCAACUGAUAUUACAAUAGUCUUGUUGUGAUCUCCUUCCUUUAAUAGAACUUGAGCAUGUCGAGAUACAGCAGAGAGGCUGAAACUACUACAGCGGAAAUAGGCAAAUCAUUUCCUUUGUGAGUUGUGGUUAGAUGUAGCGACAAAGUAGAUUUCAAUGGAAACCCCCAAAGCGAAGUAUGACUGGAGUGACUUUAAACACACUGCCAGUGAUUCAAAAGCACAGGAUCACCAACCCAAAGGUGAUCAGAAGUUGUAGGCUCGAUUGAACGGAUUUAAAUCACAGAGAAAGGUCGCUUUGUUGAUCCGUAAAUCUCCUCUGUCGGGAAUCCCAGCAGCUCUUUUUUUUCGUCGAGUAUAAUCAGGAUUGCGAGUCGCAUGCCACGCCGAGAAGUGCUUGGAAUUCCUCGGGUCAUGUGAGUCGAGUCACGAGCUCCGGCGUGAAGGAGAAAGAGGAAAGAAAGCCCUGUGAUAAAGCAAAAGCACAAUCAAAGGGGGAGGGCUGCUGCUAAGGUGUCUCUGGAAACACGAAGGAGGAAGUGAUGCCAGAGCUAGAGUGGCGAUCGAAGGAGAGUGACGGAGAAUGGAUAUGCAGAGCGUGUGAAGAAAGAAUGAAGACAAUCAGGACAAUAAGGAAAGAGCAAAAAAUAGAAAAAGAUAAGAACCUGACAGAGGAGUAGGAGGAGCUUCCUAAGAGAAAUACUGGAAGUCAGAACAUGUGUGGCCGAAAGAUGAAACAGUGAAUCUGCAUCACACCAUCAACGUGAAAGAAAGAGACACACUGACAGACAGAGAGAAAGAGACAGAAAGAGAUAGAAAGAUGAUCAGGAGGUGUUAGAGAGCAGCGAGCGGUGGGCAUAUGGUACCGUGCUGACUGCUUCUUCUGCAGUGCACAUGGCAGACGGGACCGGACAGUGCAACAGAGGCAGAUGUGAUCCUGAAUCUGGGAUCUCAUCAGAAAACCCCCGAGUCCACAGAACAAACAGCAGAAGGUCCCAAUGGACAAAUGGUCAGUGUGUGGUGGCUGUACCCACACCUUCUUUAUUAACACCAACCUUCGACCUGGAACUCUGCAGGACACAGCUGGAGAAAGAAGGCUUCCAUGUUCCUGUCGAGGACUUUGAGACUCCUCUAAGAACAGCUCUGGAACCUCCUUCUAUAAGAAGAUACCUGUUCUUCAACUCGUCUCUGUUUCAUUUCAUAAUGGCACCAAUUAUGUACGUGGUGCUGUGGUGUGCCGUGUACUCCAGCCUACACGUUUACCUCGACGAGAGCAUCGUGAACCUCUGGGUAUUGUGUCUGUGUGUGAGCUUCAUCGUCGUCAUCGUCACAGUCGCCAUCAUCCUCGUCUUCCACUGCAGCAACAAAGAGAUCAAUGUAAAUACUGACGUGCGUCUGGUUAAAGUGAACGAGCGGCUCAUCGGGCACGAUCUGCUCCUGGGGGUAGCGGACUGGAUUGAAAAGUGCACUGGGAAAAUGCAGCUUUGUUGUAUUUUUUGGGACUUGGGUCCCUGCUUACAAACCCUGACUGAAACUUUAGAGAAGCUGGACUUGGUCAGCGAUGAGAUAAAGAACAAAUUGAAGAAAAGAAUGUCGCACCUCACUGUAGUGGCCGAAGUCCCGCCCUCUGAGCCGGAGGAUGGAGAGAUCAGUGAGGAGGCUGAUGAAGGGCACCCCCUACUGGGAAGGGGCAGAGAGAGUCACGCUGUACCCAAGAAAAGACAAGAAGUUAUACUGACCCAGACAUUUAAUCUGUUACCAGACUUUACCCUGUCAUGCCAGGACAUUGCAAACCACCUUCUGAUGAUCUACAGUGCUGUCUACGUGAAGCUUCUCGUAACCGAGAGGCUUCCCACCUCAUUUCAUAAUCUCGAUUUGGAAAGGAAUCACUGCACAACGGCAUCACUUUGUCUUUGUCAGUAUGUUCAAUACAAACUCCUGCAGUAGACAGACUCGAACUGGGAAAAGACUGCCCACAACGAAUUUCUCUAAAAAAGCUCCAUGUGCACAAACAUAGGCCUGCUGUCCUGUAAAUGUUUUUAAAUUAUUUUGAAGCUGCUUUGUGAAGAAAAAUAUAUUUCCUAAAGUGGUGAGUUGUGGGGUUUCAAUGUGGCUCUUACAUAAAGGUUGUGUAAAAGAGA
This is a messenger RNA of Silurus meridionalis, 2639 nucleotides long. RefSeq names its product transmembrane protein 268 (gene tmem268). The transcript has 10 exons. The record is from RefSeq and is a predicted model, not a curated record. The coding region runs from base 1393 to 2445 and encodes 350 amino acids. Lineage: Eukaryota; Metazoa; Chordata; Actinopteri; Siluriformes; Siluridae.